CAUUCGUAGUCCAAACAGGGAUUGUGGCUCAUAGAAUUUAAGAAGCUAAGAGGAGAAGAGUAGGUAACAUAAAAUUUUAUAGAGAAAACAUUUUAAUCCGAUUAUUUCAGAAGCACCUAGAACUAAGGCAAAGAUCUAUAUGAGUUUGGUCUUUCCUCUCGCUGCAAAAACUCUCGGAAAUCAAGGAUUUUGGGAGGGAAUUUAGGGUUUCUGGGAUAAAAAUCGACGUAAAUAAUUAUUUUUAAAAUCAAAAUUAUAAUGGCUGCUCCGCCGCAGAAAGAUGUGGAGACGUUUAUGAGCAUCACGGGCGCAUCGGAAGAAGUAGCAGUGCAGAGACUGCAGGCAAAGUGGAUGAACCUGAAGGCUGUUGCAUUAUUGAAUUAAAGUAAAGGUUCCUGCCUGUAAAAUCUCGUUCCAACAUAAUGGAUUAAAGAAUUGAUAAGUACAUGGUGGAGAUCUUAAUGAAGCUGUGAAUGCUUAUUUUAAUGAAGGAGAUAAUGUUUUGUCCCGACCAGAACGCAUUGAGGCUCACCAAGCUGAUUGGAUGGAUGUGGAUGAAAGUGCAGAAAUUCGUGACCCGUUCGAUCCUUUGGCAAAUAUAAAUCCGUUUAGUCUCCCACACACAGGGCUUGGUCGAAUGCCUUUUAGGAAUUUUGAACCAUUUGUCUCUCAUCCAAGAAAUAUGAGAAGCAUUCCAAUAGAGUCAAAUGAUGAGCAGGACCAAAUAGUAGACCGCAAUACUGUGCCUGUCAUUGAGGAGUUACCUGCUAGUGUCAAUACACAGGGUGCAGAAAUUAGAGGGACAGUGAUAUUGGAUGAUGAUGACCAUCCAAGUACUGCAUCAUCCAUCUUUAGAGAAAUCCCAAAUGCACAGGGAGGGAAUUACGAAUCUAGCAGAUAUCCUUAUGGAAGAGACUUUAGGCCAACUGCUCCACAGGUUACAGAAGAACCUGUGGCAUCUAAUGAUGAAGGAAAUGACAUAGAAGAAGAGAUGCUGCAAGCUGUAAUUGAAGCAUCAAGAAGGGAAGCAGAGGAAGCUACUAGGAGGCAGCAGCAGGGCAUAAAUGAAGAUCAAAUUGGUUCUCGAGUCGAACAGAGUACUCCCAGACUAGAGGAUGAUGACUUUGAAAGGGCAGUAUCACUGUCCUUGAAGACAGCAGAGCAAGAAAAGGCACGGCGUGAACGUGAAGGUGGAGUAGAAUUGGCUGAUUCAACCAAUGUUGGUACAUCUAGUCAGCUAAAAUUGGAAGGAGACACAGAAAGACAACAUAAGAGUGCUGACGUAUUUGAUGCUGGUCCCCUGGAGGAGAAUGAAGAACCAGAGGAAUUGCCUUUGCUUAGGCGCAGAUCAAUAAGACGCUCUACGUCGGGUGCUGCAGAAACUGCAACAGAAGUAGGUCAGGAAUUAGAUGGUCCAGCAUCUAGCCCAGGAUCUCAGAGCAUUGCUAGUGCAUCUCAGCUUAAUGGUGAUCCCUUUCAUGAGUGGGGAGGAAUAUCUUCUCAAGAACAUGAUGAAGCUGUCAUGCUUGAGGCUGCACUCUUUGGUGGGAUUCCACAUGAAUCUGCCUAUCAAUUUUCAUAUCCUACUAUUGGAGCUGCAGAGCCUUACAGGAGGCCAGCUCCUCGGCCACCCUCUCCAACCUUGGAAGCACAGAGAUUGAUUCGUGAACAGCAAGAUGAGGAGCUCCUUGCAUCUUUACAAGCCGAUCAGGAGAAAGCUGAGGCUCGGCGUGUAGAAGAGCAGGCAGCAAGAGAAGCUGCUGCAGCUGAAGAGAAGCGUCAAAAAGAGGAGGAACUCAGAAGAUUGUGGGAGGAAGAGGAAUCUGUAAGAAAACUUGAAGCCAAAAAAGCUGCUCUGCCUCCUGAACCAUUGGCGGAGGAUGAAAACGCUGUCACUCUUCUUGUAAGAAUGCCUGAUGGCAGUCGUCGUGGUCGUCGUUUUGUGAAGACUAAUAGGCUUCAGUCCCUUUUUGAUUUUAUUGAUGUAGGUGGCGGUGUCAGCCCUGGUGCCUAUAGACUGGUGAGGCAAUAUCCUAGGCGUGCAUUCACUGAUGGAGAGCAAGGAUCUUCUUUGAGUGAUUUGGGACUGACAAACAAACAAGAAGCAUUAUUUCUGGAAUUGAUCUAAGUCAAAUUGCGAUUAGGUUUAGGAAAGAAAGUGACCAAAUGAUGUAUUUUUACCCCUUAAACUGUGCAAUGCUUAAUUCUUUUAUGUGAGGCUAGAGUGUUACUGCUGGUGCCCUUGCAUAUGCUUGGUUAAGAAAUUUGUUACCAUGUGUUCUUGUGCAGUGAAGGUUUUCUAUUUCUCCAUUUGUUAUUUAAUCACGAACAAUAAAGUGAGGUUUAUUACUCACUAGUAUACAGGCAAAACGUGGAUUGCUUUAUUUGA
Molecule: messenger RNA, 2389 nt
Organism: Cryptomeria japonica (Japanese cedar)
Lineage: Eukaryota; Viridiplantae; Streptophyta; Pinopsida; Cupressales; Cupressaceae
Product: plant UBX domain-containing protein 8
Exons: 11
Coding region: 545-2128 (527 amino acids)
Molecular function (GO): ubiquitin binding
Source: RefSeq, a predicted model, not a curated record